CUGUGAUUGGUCCGCAGCACCUGUACGCAGGGGGUUUGUCAACUCCGGUCAUACGAUCUGUCAUCAUCCUUCGCACAAUGCAAAAAGGGAAGUUGUAACAAGUGGGUAGAGGGACAUCGCCGAGCCUUAUGAAACCUAAUGUCACGGUAGCCGGCUGGGCGAUCGACACUCCGAACGGACACUGACGUGCCACGAAGACGGGCCCCGAAGACAACGUUCACCGCGGCAAGCUCGCUCCUUGUUGGUAGAUACUUUCUACAGUUGUUCACAGUAAGUCAGCCUCCAGAAGAAGAGACCGGGCAGUGUGACAUGGCAAGUAGAGGCGGAGCUACACGACCCAAUGGGCCAAACGCAGGCAACAAGAUCUGCCAGUUCAAACUUGUGCUUUUAGGAGAGUCCGCCGUGGGGAAGUCAAGUCUUGUACUUCGAUUCGUCAAGGGGCAGUUUCACGAAUUCCAAGAGAGCACCAUCGGAGCCGCCUUCCUGACUCAGACGGUAUGUUUGGACGACACAACGGUCAAGUUUGAGAUCUGGGACACGGCCGGCCAGGAGCGCUACCACAGCCUGGCCCCCAUGUACUACAGAGGGGCCCAGGCCGCCAUCGUGGUGUACGACAUAACAAAUGAGGAGUCAUUUGUACGGGCGAAGAACUGGGUUAAAGAGCUUCAGAGGCAAGCCAGUCCGAACAUCGUCAUCGCUCUGGCUGGGAACAAGGCCGAUCUCGCAAACAAGAGAGCGCUGGACUUCCAGGAUGCACAGUCUUACGCAGAUGAUAACAGCUUGCUCUUCAUGGAGACGUCGGCGAAGACCUCCAUGAACGUCAACGAGAUAUUCAUGGCCAUCGCAAAGAAGCUUCCCAAGAACGAGCCCCAGGCGGCCGGAGCCAACAGCAGGGGGAACCGGGGGGUGGACCUGACGGAGACGGCUCAGCCCACCAGCCGUUCCUGCUGCAGCAACUAACUCUUCCUGCUCACCCACCAGCCCCCCCCCCCCCCCCCCCCCACACCUCCAUCUCACCUCCCCUCCACACACACACACACACACACACACGUCCCUCCUCUGCAAACCCCCCCCCCCAGAACUGAACAUCUGGACAUCGGGCUUCUUGACGUCAGCCCUGACCAUCAAGCUCACGCCCCGGGAAUAGCUAAAGACUCUGUAUAGCUGCAUUUCUAAUACCUUUUUUUGUUUUGUUUUGAUGUUCUUCUAUUUUAUUUUUGAAAUUUUUUUUUUUAAGAAGUGUAUAUCAGUAUAAUGGAUGCAUGUAUCACUACAACGCCUAAAACACAUUCUUAUCUCUUAAGUUGGAAGACUAACCCGCGUGGGUGCGAUGUGUGUGAAUCUCCGACGGGCGGGGGGGGGGGCGGGGGGCGUGGCCUCAUCGGUUCAAAACCAAAUGGUUCCCACCUCGAGAUGCUGUGAGACGUCGAUGCCUUGAGAUCCCUCCCCCUCCUCCCAUUCACAUCUGUUACACAGGAAGACAUCUUCAUCCAAGGCUCCCAGAAUAUAUGUUACAUUUUUAAGCACACACACACACACACACACACACAUAUAAAGGUCUCUUUGAGUAUUGAAAAGCAAACCCGUUUAGCUUCUGCGCCACGGAACGGUCCACAACAACACAGGAACCAGAGGUUCAGGUCCGAUCGCGGAGCCGCUCAUCGGCGCCGUGUCCUCGCCCAGGACAACAGUCUUCGGUUUGGGUGGGUGGAUGUUUUUUUUUUUUUUAAUUUUAAUUUUUUUUUUUAGAAUCCAGUUCAGACCUGCACACCAACAGAAUAUUUGACUUCUGUGGAAACAAAUAUAUAUAUAAAUAUACUCAAAUGUUGUUAAACGGUGCAAUGUCGUCUCCUCCCUCCUAUAGCACAGCUUACAGAGCUCACAAGGAAAACGUCUAGAGAUUCCGAACAAUUGUACAGUUCAAUAUAGCGCUCCUAUUUUACUUUCCCCGUGUCACCAGCUGGUCCAACGUUGAGUAGUGGUGGUCUCGCUCUCUUAGGUAUUUGUAGGGUUGUAAAACUCUCUGGUGUCUUGUUAUUUUUUUUUCGUUUCUCAGAAAUGGUCCACGGUCAUGUUUGAAAGAACCUUUUAUUGCAUUGCACAGUUUUGAUCAUGUGUUAAUUAAUGACUUGCCCUUCGGUUUUAUAUAUGACUGGUUGUAUUGGACGUGGCUAAACCUACAGCUAUAAGCGGGUAGCAUAAGUAACCUUACUGGUGGUCUCUCUUACAGCUUAAUGAAUUUUAAUGAUGUAAAACAGCAUUACUAGUGAUGGGCUGAUCAGUUUUGAGUGUCUGAAUACAACGUAAUAAAUUCAAUAAAGAAGUCUCUUGUA
Pungitius pungitius (ninespine stickleback) is the source of this 2333-nucleotide messenger RNA. Its product is annotated as ras-related protein Rab-5A. Gene Ontology annotation, cellular component: Golgi apparatus; endosome. The record is from RefSeq and is a predicted model, not a curated record. The transcript is spliced from 6 exons. Gene Ontology annotation, molecular function: GTP binding; GTPase activity. Bases 310 to 960 code for a protein of 216 amino acids. NCBI's taxonomy places the organism in Eukaryota, Metazoa, Chordata, Actinopteri, Perciformes, Gasterosteidae.